AUGGCCAGCCCAAGCCAUCGCCGCUUAGGCUCUCAUGGCCAGCAGCGAAGUCUUGUGCAAAACGACGCCCUCGAACCGGGCCCUGUCUACUCCAAGGCCUACGGCGGCGAAGACACGCUCCCACCCCCAAACACCAGCCAUCAAGCCCACGGCCACGGCCACGGUCACCACCUUCACGUCCACGGGCACAAAUACAAGCGUACUAGGUGGCGAAGCGAGAAGGGGUCCGGCAUGAAGCUGUUCAGGAUCAAGUCGGGCGGCGAGAGUGGCCGCGGCGGCAUUCACCCAUGGCACUUCCUUAGAAUCUGCUUUCGCUCGUCGUGCAAGGCCAGCGCGGCCGUCAACGUUCUGUGGCCCAUUGUGCCAGUCGCAUUGGCUGUUCGAUAUACCUUGCCAGAUGAUCACAUUCUCAUCUUCAUUCUCUCUUACAUCGCCAUGGCACCUUGUGCCAAUCUCAUCGGAUUUGCUGGUCAGGAGUUUGCGCGCAAGGUUCCCCAUGUUUUCGGCGUUCUCAUCGAGACAACGGUCGGCUCCAUCGUCGAAAUCAUCCUCUUCAUGGUUCUGCUCCAAAAGGAUCAAUUUCUCGUCAUAAAAGCCGCCAUCCUCGGCUCCAUUCUGGCUACCAUGUUACUCUGUUUGGGUCUUUGCUUCUUCGUCGGUGGAAUAUACCACGAGGAACAGACUUUCAGCGACACCAUUAGCGAGGCUGGUAGCGGUUUGCUUCUUACUGCGGGCGUGGCGUUGGCUAUUCCCACCGUAUUUAUGCGAGGCCUGCCGGAUGACAACACUUUGAGCCCCGAUGAGAUUGCUCACAAAACCCUGAGCAUCUCGCGAAUCGUGUCCGUCCUUCUCAUCAUCGCCUAUUGUGUAUACGUCUUCUUCCAGGCCCGGACCCAUCACGGUAUCUACCAUGCCAUCUUUGAAAUGGACGAGGAGCGCGACCGCGACGGCCAUAAGGAUGCCGCCAAGGACAAGCUCACCAUGACAGAGUGCAUCAUUGCAUUGGGCAUCGCUGUAGCUCUCGUCACCUUGAUUGCCAUCACUCUCGUCAUGCAGAUUGAACAUGUCAUCGAAAAGUCAAAAGUAUCCGAUGCUUUCAUGGGUCUUAUCCUGGUGCCCCUCGUCGAGAAAUUUGCCGAACACAUCACAGCUAUAGACGAAGCAUGGGAUAACCAGAUGAACUUUGCGCUUUCCCACGUCUUGGGUGCCACUCUUCAAACUGCUCUCUUCAACGCUCCACUGGUCGUCAUUGUUGCCUGGGGCCAGCACAAGCUUUUGGACUUGGAGUUUGGUAUUUUCGAAUUGGUCAUGCUUUUCCUUGCUAUUUUGACCGUUGGUCGGUUUUUGCAAGACCAAAAGAGUAACUACCUCGAGGGGUUCCUCCUUGUAACUCUUUACGUGGCUGUCGCAGUAUCUGCUUUCUACUACCCUGAUCCAACGGUUCAUGGAAGUGGUGAGGGUGUUGGUGGCGAGCCUACUAACACAGGCAGUGAGGGCGGAGGCGCGGAGCAUAAACUGCGAUUCUUUUAA
This is a messenger RNA of Trichoderma aggressivum f. europaeum, 1530 nucleotides long. RefSeq lists its product as uncharacterized. Lineage: Eukaryota; Fungi; Ascomycota; Sordariomycetes; Hypocreales; Hypocreaceae. Gene Ontology annotation, molecular function: calcium:proton antiporter activity. The transcript has 3 exons. The coding region runs from base 1 to 1530 and encodes 509 amino acids. Gene Ontology annotation, biological process: intracellular calcium ion homeostasis; calcium ion transmembrane transport. Gene Ontology annotation, cellular component: fungal-type vacuole membrane. The record is from RefSeq and is a predicted model, not a curated record.